Caenorhabditis elegans is the source of this 803-nucleotide messenger RNA. RefSeq names its product Insulin-like peptide INSL5 (gene ins-1). The transcript has 3 exons. NCBI's taxonomy places the organism in Eukaryota, Metazoa, Nematoda, Chromadorea, Rhabditida, Rhabditidae. The record is from RefSeq and is marked reviewed. The coding region runs from base 54 to 383 and encodes 109 amino acids.
UUUUCAGUUCCUCACCGCUCUCAACAACGGGCCACACGCUACGACAGUACGCAAUGUACUGGUUUCGUCAAGUUUACAGACCCUCGUUCUUCUUUGGCUUUCUCGCGAUCCUUCUCCUCUCGUCGCCGACGCCUUCAGACGCAUCGAUUCGACUAUGUGGAUCACGUCUCACAACAACCCUUUUAGCAGUAUGCCGGAAUCAGCUGUGCACUGGAUUAACCGCUUUCAAACGUUCCGCCGACCAAUCCUAUGCACCAACAACUCGCGAUCUUUUUCACAUUCACCACCAACAAAAGCGAGGCGGAAUUGCGACAGAAUGUUGUGAGAAGCGAUGUUCAUUUGCAUAUCUCAAAACAUUCUGCUGCAAUCAGGACGAUAAUUGAUAACUUAUUCAUCAUAUUUUCUCAUCAUCGGGUCUCGUGCGCUGCAUUAUUAGACUGCGCGGAGGCCUCUGAUCAGGUCAAUAUCGUUGGCAGCUCACCGGACCCUAACCUUUUCUUUUCUAUCUGAAAAUAUUUGAAUUGUUCUCUCCUCUCUUUGUUUUCUCUUCUCUGUCGUUGCCGUUUCCAAUCUUUCUCUUUCUUGAUAAUAAUCCAAAUUUUUAAUUGCAUAAUAUGACAAUACAAAGUGAUAAUAGUGAAAUUGCCUAUCCUUCCUCUAUUUCCCUGUCCAACAGUUUCUGGUCUUUAUUAGUUUGCCACGAUAUAUCUUUCAAUCCAGUUUGACCUGAUCUCAACUUCACAGUCGUCUGAUGCAUCCAUUCUUUUUAAAUUUGAAAAAAAUAAAUUUAAAUUUUGUUUCAA